Topomyia yanbarensis is the source of this 2421-nucleotide messenger RNA. RefSeq lists its product as uncharacterized. Lineage: Eukaryota; Metazoa; Arthropoda; Insecta; Diptera; Culicidae. The transcript is spliced from 4 exons. The coding region runs from base 1183 to 2376 and encodes 397 amino acids. The record is from RefSeq and is a predicted model, not a curated record.
CCGCAGCAACAUCAACAUCAUCGAGCGUGUUUUGGACGUUGAAAAAUUCGCUGUCGCAACCGUACGGUGCAAGUUUUCCGCGCUCUGAUCGUGUUCUGUCCGGUUCUGAUGCUCGCGCGUUAUCACCGGUUGGAUGGGGAAUGAAAAUUCGAAAAGUGAUAUGUUCGAAGGUUCUCGCGUUUGGCCUGGUAAAGUAUCUAUUCGUGGUGUGUGAUUUUGUAUGUGUAACGAAAAGUUUAGUGAAUAAUACAUACGCCAAAGAGAUCCACGAAGAGUUGCCGUUAUCGCUUUUAGGUGGUCUCUCGGUUGGGGCAACAAAAAGAGAUGCCGAAAGAUGUAACACACAGGAAGCUUCAAUUGGUGGAAGCAAGAUUUGAAUGAAUAGUAGGAAAGCUUUUUAAAUUUCGCGAUCGAUGCAGUCGAUCCGAUUUAAUUAAAUUGCCAGCAACAACAGUAGACGGGAUUGGUUCAAUGUAAUUUGUUCCUGCUUCGAUUGGUUUCGAUGUGUAUCGCGUUGAGCAGAAAAGCGUGACCCUGACGAGAAGUAAUUUGUAAAUUCGUGUAAAAUUCAAGUAUUAAAAAGGAAACAAGUAGGUUUACGUGUAUAUAGCUGAUUGUUCCUACGUGUUGACUAGUGAAAUGUGAAGCCUAAUGAAUUUGUGCAAUACUAAUGUUGAACGUGAUUUCGUGCGAAUAAAAUACCUCAUUGGUAAUAGUGCACUUGGCUGGCGGUUUCUGAUGGAUAUAUAGGUUAUGAUAAGUGUGCUACGGAUUGUUCCCGCUUCAGCCGUUUCCUGUCGAGAUGUGGUGAUAAUUCGGAAAUAGAAGAUACCUUAGGCCCGCAACUCAACCGCGGUGCAACUGUUAUAGCUAGCUUCAAAGUGUGCUGUGUGAUAAAGUGAAGUGAAAGAGAGCGAAAAAAUAGAAGCGUAAAAAUGGCAAUUUACGCUGAUUGUAUUGUAUUGGAAAAUAAUUAGCAGCUCAGUGAAUAGAAGCUAGGCACGCCGUUGAAGGAAAAGCGCCAUAGUAAAAAUAAAGUGGUGUACGCAUCAUUGCUUUCGCGAGGCCGUGUGUUUUUGUUUCUGGAACGCACCCAUACUGUUCGGACGAAAACACAUUUGGACAUUCGUCACCCCCAGCUGGGCAUUGGAGAAUUAGAAGCGGAGCCUACCGGUCUGCACGAUGGCUUACGUCGUUUGGCGGGUGCUGGUGAAGCAGUACUCCAAGGUACGCCUAGGGGUACAGCGCAAUUCGCAGCUGGAGGAUGAUCUCACACCCACCACUCGUCGGGCAAAAUCCUUCGAUGACAACGCGUGGAAAACGCAUGACGAGCGGCUGAACCUUUCCUCCAAGCUCACGGCCGUAUCUUCAGUGACCCUAUCGGCCCGCUAUUCGGCUAACGAUUCAAAUCCACCGUCGUGUACCAUCGCUGGAAACGCCGUCAGCUGUGGUGGCGGUUUGGACGAUAUUCUUGUGAUAGAAAGUGAAAGUGACCAACACCCCGAGCAGUCCCAUCAACACUAUUCGAACGGUGGAACCCUGACUCGGGGAGAGGUGCGCAAGAGCCGUUCCAAAAUGAAGAGCUACCUGAAACGGUGCAAGGAUGCACUGAUUGGGACCCAAACGACAGAGGACACAUGUCCAAUCACACAUCACGAAGCGAUUGUUCAGCACCAGCAGCACCAGUCCGUGGAGCCAGCCGUUCCGAUCCCGACCGCCAACUGGUACCUGGACGAUCAGCUGUGCGAGAUUCGACCGGAAGAUAACCGAGAACCGUAUUCCUCGUUUGCGUCGGUCAGACAGAGGGAACAAUUGGAAAGUGAAGAGCAGCAAUCGCAAAAACAACUGCCUCUUCAGGAACUGCAGAAUACGUCGCAUUUGGGCCAUGAGAGUAGUAGUGUGGUGGUGACGUUAGAGCAGCGGCCGACUGGCGAUUCCCAGAGUGAUGAUCUAUUGGAUUCCGUGAAUGAAAGUGGCACCGCAGGCGGUCUCGUUGCGCGGGGAUCAGAGAUUCCUCUUUCGUCACCGCCGAUGGCAACCGUGGGCAAUUUAUCAUCGAACGGUAUUGAGAAGCUGAUAGACCAGCACUUUGGGCCACUGUAUCCCGAUUACGUGGACCACACACGCCCGGUGCUGAUCCGACAGGCCCGCGAUCUACUGGUCUGUACCUUUCACGGCGAUCUGGAACGAUUCGAAACAGACUUCCUCCGUCCGGCGGCGGAUAUCGUGAGCGGAUUGCGGAUCGCUUAUCUUCAGGGAACGGUGAGUUCGAAUCUAUUGGUGAGACAAAGCAGAUACACGACAAUCGCCUGCGUCAUUGAGGUAAACUGUUUUAGUUUGAUGGACCUCAAACUGCAGACGAUAGAUAAAACGUAGCUCGAAGGAAUUUUUCCCAUCUGUUCGUGAGUGUGUUUACGUGUC